UUGUCUUGAUUGCCUUACAGGUUAAUGUUCCAAGUUCAGGUAGCAGCCAGCUGAAAGAUGGCGAUGGUGCUCAUUCCAGCCACAGUGCCCUCUGUACCAGUGUACCACAACACUACAGUAGCGGUAUCCCCAACGGAGGUGAUCAGUAACAACACCAACACAACAUCCAUCCCGGUGGAACCAGCCAAAUGCUUCGCACCUCUCAUAAUGGAGAUCAACAACUCUGGGGUCCGAGUGUGGGAUGUUGUCCUCCUGGUACCCAACCUUCUGUUCCUGCUCUUCCUCAUGGUCAGAUUUCCCAAGGCCAAGGUCAAGCUGAAGAACACCAACAGCCCCAUCUUUAGGGCCUUCUAUAUCUUGGUUGUGAUAGUGGCAGUGAUCAGCGUGUGCCGCUGUGUGGUGUCCAUGACAGUCAACGCUACUGCAACACUAGGGAUCCUUACUGACAAGAUCCUGUGGAUUGUUUUGAGAUUUUUCCUGCUUGGAACAGAGAUGAGUGUGGUGGUGUUCGGUCUCAUGUUUGGCCACCUGGACAGCAGAUCCAGUAUCAAAAGAGUCCUGCUUGUUACCAGUUUCCUGGCACUUGUAUAUUCAGUCACACAGGGAGUGUUAGAGUUUGUCUUGCCCGACUCCCGGUUCGUUCUGCAGGAUGAAAACUACAGCCUGUUUGGACAUGGAGGGAUGGUGUUCUGGUUCGUCAGCUCAUGUCUCUUCUCUGUGAUUUAUGUGGGGAUCUGUAUCUUGCCAUUCACUCCUUUGAAAGAAAGAUUUCAGCUACCAGCUAAGAAGUCGUUCUACCUGUAUUGCGGGGCUCUGGCCGUGUUAAACGUUACCCAGGCCACCGGCAGUAUGCUGCUGUAUCAGGACAUCUGGAAUGGCCUCUGUGUUGUGGAUGCCACCACUCUUGCCUAUUUCACCUGUUUUGCACCUCUGGUGUAUUGGACAUUCCUUAGUGAGUUCUUUGGGGAUCUUCGCCCCACCCUGAACUUCUCCUACAAGGCCCAGGAGGACGAACCAGACGACGUCCACCUGCCCCAGUCCUACUCCACCCUGAAGCCGUCCGACCCAUCCUCCAUCAACCCCUCCAUCAACUACUCCUACGACGACACGCCAAUCGACCAAUCGGGAUCGCCCGACGUGGUGGUGAGCAAGACCAACACGGGCACCCUGGAGAGAUGGCAGUACAUCAGCAGCUGAGACAUGGAGAUUUAUCGGCAAAAGUUGUAAAUUAUAUAUUAUUACUUCAGUUGAAAUUGGAAAAACUACUGGGUACUAGAUGGGCUAUUUUCUUUUAAUCAAUAUUGACUUUCAGGCAUAGAAACUAAGUGGUCUGUGGGCUACGGGACUUUUUGGGGCCACGACCCCAAAAUCAUUCUUGAUUUUUUUUUACUCGGAGUUAAAAUCAUCUUGGGACCCAGCUACGCCCCCAACAGGCACCAGUGCAAACUAACGGUAGCAUCAAUGGUGAUUAAUUGAAAAGAAUCCUAACAUCAGGACAAAAAUGUGAGCAUAUGCUGAGGUACAGAUGAUUCAAUUGUAACAUUCCUCUAAAAAGAUGAGUUUACAUUUUGUCUUGUUACUCCUCAAGGCAGAUGCUAGAUUACAUAAUUAAGCCAUUAGACUGUUCAAAUCAUUUUGUACAUGCAGUGGCUAAUUAAUCCUUGCACCAAUGCCACCGUGAAAUGCUCAAGUAAAUGUCUCUAAGGCACGAUCUAGACACGGUUUUUCCCGAUAUCGACGAGCCAACAACCUCUCGCGCACAGCUUUUUUUCAGCGUCUAGAUGGAACUGCAAUAUCGCCAUAAAGAUAUUGGGAAAAUUUCUCCCGA
This is a messenger RNA of Branchiostoma floridae (Florida lancelet), 1828 nucleotides long. Its product is annotated as transmembrane protein adipocyte-associated 1 homolog. Bases 58 to 1197 code for a protein of 379 amino acids. The record is from RefSeq and is a predicted model, not a curated record. The transcript is spliced from 12 exons. NCBI's taxonomy places the organism in Eukaryota, Metazoa, Chordata, Leptocardii, Amphioxiformes, Branchiostomatidae. Gene Ontology annotation, biological process: G protein-coupled receptor signaling pathway. Gene Ontology annotation, molecular function: G protein-coupled receptor activity. Gene Ontology annotation, cellular component: plasma membrane.